This is a messenger RNA of Dromaius novaehollandiae (emu), 1946 nucleotides long. RefSeq names its product transmembrane protein 107 (gene TMEM107). The transcript is spliced from 6 exons. NCBI's taxonomy places the organism in Eukaryota, Metazoa, Chordata, Aves, Casuariiformes, Dromaiidae. Gene Ontology annotation, biological process: non-motile cilium assembly; protein localization to ciliary transition zone. Gene Ontology annotation, cellular component: MKS complex. The coding region runs from base 90 to 512 and encodes 140 amino acids. The record is from RefSeq and is a predicted model, not a curated record.
AGUGGCCGGCGGCCGGGGGGGGCGGGGCUGGCGCCGUUGCCCCGGCAACGCGCGGCCUAGCGCGGUGCGCGGAGCCUGCGGCGGCCCCCAUGGCGUCGCUGGGGGUGCUGGUGCCGGCCCGGUUCCUCGCCCUCACGGCCCAUCUCGUCACCGUCCUCACCAUCCUCUGGGCCCGGGACCCCCAUGUGCUGGCCUCGCUACCGCUGGAGUUCUCGCCGGAGGAGUACGCCCGCGUGGACACUGAGCUGCUGGUGGCCCUGGGGGUGACGCUGGGGCUCCUGGCGCUGGAGCUGGGCGGGUUCCUCUCCGGCCUCUCCAUGUUCCACCGGCCCCAGGCGCUGCUCUCGGCGAUGGCCCACGGCGGCACCACCCUGGCUCUGCUCCUCUUCCUCGCCGAGCGCUGGGACUGCGGCGCUUACUGGGGGCUCCUGGGUGCCGGCAGCGCCCUGCCGGCUGCCACCGAGCUGCUGCUGAUGGGCGUCGUGUUGGGGUGCAAGAGGAAAGUGGGGUGACGCGGCGAGAAGGGAGCCUGAAAGCGGUGUGACACCCUGAAAAGGGACCCCGAAAGCGGUGUGACACCUCGAAAAGGACCCCGAAAGCGGUGUGACACCUCGAAAAGGAGCCCGAAAGCGGUGUGACACCCCAAAAGGGAGCCCGAAAGCGAUGUGACACCUCGAAAAGGAGCCCGAAAGCGGUGUGACACCAGGAAGGGACCCCAAAACAGGUGUGACACCCCGAAAAGGACCCUGAAACCAGUGUGACACCCCCCCCAAAAGGAUCUGGACCCUGAAAGCGGUGUGACACCCAAAAAAGGACCCCAACAGGACCCCGAAAACGUCAUGACACCUGGAAGGGACCCCAAAAGUGGUGUGACACCACGAAAAGGACCCCAAAAGCGAUAUGACACCGGGAAGGGAGCCUGAAACUGGUGUGACACCCCAAAAAGGACCCCGAGGGGACCCCGAAAGCGGUGUGACACCCGGAAGAGACCCUGAAAGCGGUGUGACACCCUGAAAAGGACCCCAAAACUGGUGUGACACCCCCCCAAAAGGACCUGGACCCUGAAAGCAGUGUGACACUUCAAAAAGGGACCCCAAAACCGGUGUGAUGCCCCAAAAAGGACCCCAAAAGCGGUGUGACACCCCAAGGGGACCCCAAAACUGGUGUGACACCCCGCCAAAAGGAUCUGGACCCUGAAAGCGAUGUGACACCCGAAAAAGGACCCUGAGGGGACCCCAAAAAUGUUGUGACACCUGGAAGGGACCCUGAAAGUGGUAUGACACUGCAAAAAGGGACCCCGAAAGCAGUGUGACACCUUGAAAAGGGACCCUGAAAGCGGUGUGACACCCUGAAAAGGAUCCUGAAAGCGCUGUGACGCCCCAAAAAGGACCCCGAGGGGACCGCGAAAGCGGUGUGACACCCCCUAGAAUGAUCUGGAGCCUGAAGUGGUGUGACACCCCGAAAAGGACCCCGAAAGCAGUGUGACACCCCGAAAAGGAACCUAAAACUGGUGUGACACCCCGAAAAGGACCCCGAAAGUGGUGUGACACCCCGAAAAGGACCCUAAAACCGGUGUGACACCCUGAAAAGGAUCCUGAAAGCGGUGUGACGCCCCAAAAGGGACCCAGAGGGGACCCUGAAACCGGUGUGACACCCUCUCCAAAAGGAUCUGGACCCCGAAAGCAGUGUGACACCCUGGAAAGGACCCCGGAAACUGGUGUGACAGCCCAAAAAGGACUCCGACGGGACCCCAAAACUGGUGUGACACCCCAAGAAGUAUCCAGACAGGUGGGGAGACCCCAAAACCGCUGUGACACCCCCCCAAGGGACCCUAAAACCUCCGUGUCCCCCCCAACAAGGACCAGGACAGGCAGGGGGGGCCCCAAAACCUCUGUCACCCCCUAAAAAAGCAUUUCUUACACCCCAAAUAAACGGUUUUGUAGGCA